UUAUUAUUCGCGCCAUUGGGUUCACCCUCAAGAAGGUUCAGCGAUGGCGAUGCUGACGACCUCCGUCCCAUCUUUCUCCCUUCGUCCUCCCAAAUCAAACCUCUCCACUACUUCCGGCGGUGGCGGUUUUUUUCCCCGCGCUGAUAGAGCCGCUGAGUUCUGCCGUCCAGUAGCUAAGUCGAUUGUGCGGUACCGCAAUCAGGGGGCGGUGCUAACCCCGGCUUCCUCUGUGUCUACUGCUCCUACUAUCAUCACUGAUGAGUUGGAAUCGGCGUCGAGCGUGGUGAGGAAAUUCUACUCCGGCAUCAAUGGCCGCGACUUGGCCUCGGUUGAAGGCCUUAUAGCUGAGAAUUGUGUAUAUGAAGAUCUCGUAUUCCCUCAGCCCUUUGUUGGACGCAAGGCUAUUCUAGAAUUUUUUAGGAAGUUUAUUGAUUCUGUUGGACCUGAUCUACAAUUUGUGAUUGAUGAUAUAUCAGAGGAGGAUUCUUCAGCUGUAGGAGUCACAUGGCACUUAGAAUGGAAGGGAAGACCAUUUCCUUUUAGCAAAGGAUGUAGCUUUUAUCGGUUGGAAGCAGUAGAUGGCCAGAGGCAAAUACUAUAUGGUAGAGACAGUGUUGAACCUGCAAUCAAGCCUGGAGAGACAGCUUUGGUUGCUAUCAGAGGCGUAGCUUGGCUGCUGCAGCAGUUCCCGCAAUUGGCAGAACGGCUAUAAUGGAAGCAUUGAAUCUUGUAUAAACUCUUGCAGUGGCAAAACCUGCUGAAUAUGGUGGACUUGUGAAGGAAAUGAUGCUACAUACUAGCUAAUAUUUGUUGUAAAAUUGUUAAUCGGAAUAAUGAAAUUUGUACAUAUAUAAUUUGCAUCUAUAUAUAUGUGUGUGAAAAUCAUAUCUAUUAAGCAGAA
This is a messenger RNA of Ipomoea triloba (trilobed morning glory), 901 nucleotides long. RefSeq lists its product as uncharacterized. NCBI's taxonomy places the organism in Eukaryota, Viridiplantae, Streptophyta, Magnoliopsida, Solanales, Convolvulaceae. The record is from RefSeq and is a predicted model, not a curated record. The transcript is spliced from 5 exons. Bases 44 to 712 code for a protein of 222 amino acids.